AACAAAACUGAUUAUCUCCGCCCAAACACGUGGCCCAAUGUCAACGGAUUUGGGCCCACCGGAAAGCCCAGCCACCACCUCUCUUAGUCUUAUCAACCUCCGCCACUUUUCGGCCUGCGCCGUCGUCGCAGCAGCCAUUCAUGGCGGUUAUUCUCGGUAACGGACCUUCUUCAGUCCUCGCUCUCCCGCGCCCGCCGCGCCGCUCCGCCAACAACCGGCGACUGCAUUUCGGCCGUUCAAUUAACCGUUCCAGAAUUCUCUCCGGCAAUGCCAAAAUCUUAUCCAAAUCAUCGCGUUCUCGGAUCUGUAGCUCUCAACGUGAUGGUGCAGAAAAAUCUGAUGCUGUUCCAGAGGAUCCAGUUAGGUUUUCUGUUGAUAAUGCUGCUGGAAGCUUAGAUGACAAAAUGGGUGGUAGUGGUAGUGGAAGUUCGUUUCUUUCGAAAUUAGGGAUAGUUUUGGGGAUAGCUGCUGUGAUUACAUUGGUACUAAUUGGUGUGAAGCCCCCAAAUCUGGGAACAUCAAUUGGGAUUCAGUUUCUGCGAGAUGGAACCUCUUCCACUUUGGUCUCGCCUUCUGCUGCUUUUAGUUUCCGCGCUUUUGGGUUUACAGUAUUGCUACCAGAAUAUGCCCCGGGAUGGAUCUACUUUUGGUUGCUUAUGGCUGCAGGGUGCGGACUGUUUAUAAGUGAAGAGGCGUUGAAUAUAUGGGUUGGUGUAACCUUGGCAAGAUUAAUUUGUUUGGAUGGGACAUGGAAAUCUCUAGUGGAUUCCUUUUCUAGAAAUGCUCCAUACAUCUUUUCCACUGUUUUGUGGGUAUACUGGGGCGUUUGCAUCAGUGAUAUGAUACCAUUUUACUUUGGAAAAAUGUUCAGACAAUCCAGCGCAUCUGAUGAUGUUCUUUCAAAGUUAGGGGUUGGUGAAGAGAAAGCUAAGGAAAUUUCGAGCACUGUACAAAGAUAUGGGAAUCUUAUUGGAUUCGUGGAACGAUUUUCUCUUGGAGUAAGAAACCCCACAGCUUUUCUUGCUGGGGCAAUGGGUAUAUCACCAGAAUGUUUCUUUGCCGGUGUCUGCUGUGGUGGACUCAUAACUCUUCCAGUACAGUUGGUAAUUGGAUUCUUGCUACGAGAACGUCCAGUCUUUGCACUUGCAACUGUCGCCACGGUAGUGGGAAUUUGGACUGUGUUUCCAUAUGCUUUGGCUGUUCUGACAGCACUAAUCCUCUAUCUGCGAAGUCGCUACUCAAGUUAGUUAUGCUCGUUUUUUGGCUUUGCGUACAUAUCUUGGGGGUGGACAGACGAGACGAGCAAGCAAACCAUGCUCGUGGCAGAUCUCAAUCAUCAGUUGAGCUCAAUCGUUGGUAGGCAGUAUCGUGAUUAGUUGAAAGGAGAUUACUCUUGUUUCACUAUUCUCUUGAAGCAGCUGUAUAAUGCAAAAGAUGAAUAUUUAUUGUAACAGUUUGCAGAGUGCAGAAAUACGAAUUCCACAUAACUUGGCCUCCA
Salvia miltiorrhiza (redroot sage) is the source of this 1498-nucleotide messenger RNA. RefSeq lists its product as uncharacterized. The coding region runs from base 141 to 1247 and encodes 368 amino acids. The record is from RefSeq and is a predicted model, not a curated record. The transcript is spliced from 10 exons. NCBI's taxonomy places the organism in Eukaryota, Viridiplantae, Streptophyta, Magnoliopsida, Lamiales, Lamiaceae.